Molecule: messenger RNA, 3060 nt
Organism: Esox lucius (northern pike)
Lineage: Eukaryota; Metazoa; Chordata; Actinopteri; Esociformes; Esocidae
Gene: p3h3
Product: prolyl 3-hydroxylase 3
Exons: 16
Coding region: 63-2342 (759 amino acids)
Biological process (GO): collagen metabolic process
Cellular component (GO): endoplasmic reticulum
Molecular function (GO): iron ion binding; procollagen-proline 3-dioxygenase activity; protein binding
Source: RefSeq, a predicted model, not a curated record
CUCCUCCCCUCAUCCCUUAGGACGAGACAGGCACGUCUUUCCCGUCACUCCUCACUUUUCCUAUGGCUCUCCUCCCCCAUCCCUCCCCAAAACAACUCCGGCGCACCAUGGCGCUUUGCUCAAAUCACAAAUCUGUAUACGUGGCGCAGCAAAUUUCUAGUACUUACUCAAUUCUUGCAUAUUUUUACUUUACAUCUUUUGCUACGGUCAGCGGGGCUUCUGCAGGUUCUACGUCCGGACUCAUACCAGCGUACGAUGCUUUGUAUUAUACGGGUGUCCGUGCAUACUUUAACGAGGAGUGGGAAAAAGCCGCAGAGCUGCUCGAAAAGUCGAUAGCUACCCGAGAGGCUCUGUUUCGGAUCCGACGGCAGUGUCAUGACGAAUGUGGGCCAGCGGGACAUGAGAGGCUCACCAAACUAGAUGUAGAGAAAGGGAGCGUGUGGGAUCUAUGGGCUGUGGAUUGGAUCCAGAGGCGAGCCGAGUGUGUGCGGUUCUGUUUGGGACAGGCUGUCACUCCAUCAGGACAGCUUCCUGUGUCUGUUGACAUUGAGUAUGAGUUUAGUACCCGGAACCCUUAUAACUUCCUUCAGGUUGUCUACUGGAAGCUUGGCAAAGUCCAGAAAGCAGCGUCUGCAGCCCACACAUUCUUCAUUGCCAACCCCAGUCACUUGGAGAUGAGGAACAACAUUGAGAAGUAUCGGCGGAUGGAGGGGGUGACAGAGGACGCUUUCCAGGAUAGAGAGAUGGAAGCCGAGAAACACUGGACCCUUUACGACUCUGCGCUCGCUUCCGAGGCCUCCUCUGAUUGGCCGCACGCUGUGGAGAAAUGGAGGGAGUGCGUAAACGCGACACUGGGACAGACUGAGGAGUGCAGGGCACAGUGUGAGGUUGCCUCCCAGCGUCUCCCUGACUACCAGGAGGUUGGAGUGGAGGGGAUGUUUGAGAAAGCAGCAGCACUGUCUCUCUCCCUGCUGUCCUGCCAGCAGUCCUGUGUUACCCAGGUGUCAACACGAGCCGGGAGGAUUUCAGCCCAGGAGGACUUCUUGCCCACGCAGCUGGAGCAUCUACACAUCGCACAGUUCAAAGCGGGUGAUAUAGGGGGAGCAGUGCAAACCCUGCGCUCUCUCCUCCUGUUCUACCCCUCAGACAAGGACUCUGUCAGCAACCUGCAGCUCUACACAGAGACACUAGGGAGCGAUAGUGAGCCACAUGAGACACAGCCCUUACAGGAGAUUGCUCGGUAUGUGAGCCGCUCCUUGCAGGAGAAAAAACUCCUCUACUUUGGAAAAGAAAACCUGAACUUUGAUUUCACCGACCCGGACCUUUGGACUCCGGAGGAGGUGGUUCCUGAGCCUCUGAGAGAUGCUUGGAGAGCAGAAAAGGAACUCCUGAAUGAAAAACUUAAGGAAGGAGAGAAAGAGUUGGAGAUGGAUGAUAGUGGUUUUUACGCAGGGGGUCCGGUACCGCAGGUUGGUGUCACCAUCGCCAUGGACGACCAUGCUUUAAAUGGAACCAAUCGCGUUGUGCUGGACGGAGUUUUAGAUCAGAAGGAAUGCGACACAGUGCUGCGCCUGGCGACCGCCGCUGCGUCCGCCGGGGACGGUUACAGGGGAAGACGGUCACCACACACGCCACAUGAGAAGUUUGAGGGCCUUACUGUCCUUAGAGCGGUCAAGUUGGCCCAGGAUGGCAUGGUGAACCAGUCCGACGCCAAGCUGCUUCACACGAUGGGGGAGAGGGUGAGAACCCUGCUGCACUCUUACUUCAGGAGUCCUUCAGAACUCCACUUCUCCUACACACACCUUGUGUGUCGCAGCGCCAUCACAGGAGACCAGAAGGGGAGACUGGACCUGUCUCACCCUGUUCAUGUUGACAACUGUCUAUUGGAACCUGAAACGAGACAGUGUUGGAGAGAACCACCAGCCUUCACACACAGAGACCUGAGUGCCAUACUCUACCUUAACGAUGACUUUGACGGCGGGGAGCUCUUUUUCACGGACCGGGAUGCAAAGACUGUCACGGCUCAGGUGAAACCCACCUGUGGUCGACUGGUGGGGUUCUCCUCUGGUCCGGUUAACCCCCAUGGCGUGACUGCGGUAACAGCUGGCCGCAGGUGUGCACUGGCCCUUUGGUUCACCAAGGAGAAGCACCACAGGGAUAUGGAGCGGGAGGAGGCUGAGGCCUUGUGGGCUGUGGACGGACAGAGUGUGAAGAAAGAAGGAGAGGUUAAAGAGGAGGGAGGAGGAGGCGCCGCUGCCCGUGCUCGGAGCGGAAGAAGCGGCGGCCAGGCAUCAAAGAGUCGGGGAAGGGGCCAGGUGACGGGGGGAAAGGACGAGUUGUGAUGAACUGGCACAGUGGAUUUAAAGACUGAACCACCCUGCUGAACAACAGUGUGGUCCUGUUUGCCCAACCGUCCACCCCUGUCGAGUGGGUCCAGUCCAGUUACCUUUCACCUUUCACAAAAGACCAGGACAUUCUCUGUUUUUACACCAGGUUUUUCAGUCCCUACCUGCUCUCUUUCUCUCUCUCUCACUCUCUGUUUCAUUUAUUUCUGUCUCCCUCUGUCUCUUUCUCAGUUUUGUCUCUGUCUUGUUUCGCUCUCUCGCUGUACUCUGGGACUAUUUUGUCCAUUUCUGAAACAAACCAGUCCAUUUGUGUUUCUGUGAAUGUUACUUCCUAACUGUUACAUAGAUGUUGGAGAAAAAAAUGAACGGAAAUAAAGAAUAAAAGUGACUAAAAAUGGAGGACACAGAACUAAUAUUAAAUCUGUGGUGCAUCCCUUUUGCAGUCUUUCCACAAAGCCACAGUGGGGUUAUUCUAAGCAGUAACCCCCUCUGUUGUAAACCAGUAAGUGGGGGAGGGAAUGCAAACCCAGUUUAUUGCGUCAAUACAGACAUUGCACACGUACAAUAAUAGAACAUCACAUUUUAAACACAGACAUCCCCAACAGCUCACAUUUAUAUAACCCUGUAAACAAUGAAAAGGUAAUCUCUUGCUCCCAUUGUUAUUAUCAACUGUUCAAAACACCAACUGCAUGUGGAGAGACAUUGAAGGGGGGGG